AUGACGCCCUCACAGAGAGCUCGGUAUGGAUGCGAAGCGACUCGAAACGCUAAAUGGAGAAUGGCAGCUCCUCCAGUGCCCAUGUUGAAGCGUGGUGGUGGGGCACCCCAGCCAUGGCCGAUUCACCCUAACCCUACGGGACAGGUCCACAGGUUUCACUUCCCUCCUCCUCACCUCCCUAUCUUCCACACCCGCCAUGCAGAAGAGAGCGCAGAGAGGCCCCAUCUGGUCACAAUCAUCCGCCCCGGUGGUCAAAGUACACUACGCAAGGUAACAGUCCUGUUGAACCGUAGAGGUGUGGUAUCCUUCGAGCAACUGCUAUUGGAUAUCUCUGAAGCAUUGGGGGUUCCUCGCUGGCACAGAGCGAGAGUCACACGCCUGUACACGACCCACGCACAAGAGGUGAAAGGUAUUUGUGAUUUCUUCCGAGGCGAGGUGGCCUUCUUGGCGCUGGGGAAGGUUCGUCCAGAGCUGAGUAGUGUGCAGGAGGCUCUGGAGGAGCUGUUUCCAGAACAUUCUCAUUACCGGACUGACGCACUACGGGCCUGGGAGAAAAGACUUCGUCCAGCGCCAGAUAAAGCUGCUAAAGCAGACAGUGGAUACAGUGAGGGGACGGACAGCAGUGAGAUACACACUAACCAAGUGACAAACCAGGACACAAAUACACAUGUCGAAAAUCAUAAUAACACACACACAAGUACACAGCCACCUCACCAUAUAGACGCACACCAGCCUGAAUAUUACAGCUCGGAUGUUCAGAAGUGUCAUAAAAAGAAUUCAUGCAGAAAACCUGCUCACCUGCCCAACCACCUGCAGAGACUGCAUGUGAGGGGUGGGGUCAAAGGGCGACAGCCUUCUGUCAUUGGUCCAUUUAAACACGAGGAAGGUAUUAGAGAAGCAGAUGUACUCUCUCCUACACUGUGUGAAGACUGCUUAGCAAGGAGAGUUAAACAUCAGGGUCCAGAACGACUCAAUCUACUGUCAGGGAAGGUCCCAUUACCUCCCGUGUCGAGGAAGCAAAAAGGAAGUUCUUCUACACAACAGGCAGUGAGGAAAUUAAAUGUUCACAUCAGCCCUCCGCCUCCUCAGCCAAUGUGCAGAGAUGAGGAGAAGAGUGUUGCCCAAUUACUUUCAAAUCCUCUUCCAGAUGUAGGUCAAGUACACAAGGACAUACAGCAGAGGACGACCUUUGACCUUCCCUCAGGCGGAAGUAAUGUCACCCUGGCAAAUAUCGAGCGUUGCUAUGAAAUUGGAUGCGCGGUUGGAGAUGGUAACUUUGCGGUAGUGCGAGAGUGCCGCCGUCGUGACAACGGACAAACCCUCGCCAUGAAGAUUGUCGAACGUUCCAAGCUGAUUGGUCGAGAGCACAUGAUGCAGAACGAGCUGAGCCUUCUGGGUAGCCUCUGUCACCCUCGCAUAGUGCGGCUGUUUGCGCACCACCACACACACACUCACUCCUACCUGGUGAUGGAGCUGGUGAGCGGGGGGGAUCUGUUUGAGGCCCUCAGUGAAAAGGGGAAGUUUCCAGAGGCAGAGGCAGGACUGAUGGUGUCAGAUGUGAGUGGAGCACUGAACUACAUCCACUGCAAAAGUAUCGUCCACCGAGACCUCAAGCCAGAAAAUCUACUGAUAGAGCGUGUGGCGGCUGGCGUCUGUAGGCUGAAGCUGGGAGACUUUGGUCUUGCCAUGGUUGUGACAGAACCAGUCUUCACCAUAUGUGGCACACCCACGUAUGUAGCCCCAGAGAUUCUCUGUGAGACAGGUUAUGGUGUUGCAGUGGAUGUAUGGGCUCUGGGUGUUAUUCUCUACAUCCUGCUGUGUGGAUUUCCCCCAUUUCGCAGUCGGGAUCGGGAUCAGGAAGAGCUGUUCCAGCUAAUAAAACAGGGACAACUCCACUUCCUGUCCUCCUACUGGGACCCAAUCUCAGAAGAAGCCAGAGGCCUUGUCAGAGAUCUGCUUCAGCCAGAUCCCACAGUAAGGCUGUCAGCAGAGCAGACCUCGCUGCAUCCCUGGGUGAAAGCUAUGGCUUCAGUUUGCAGGCAGAGGGUGCUCGCGCACAAAACUCAUAAGGACACAGCAGACACUGGAGCAGAACCAGACAAGUCCAGACAAGUCCAGAGUCUAGCUCAGCCCAAUGCAGCAGAAACAAUGUCACAAGGAGGACAUGACAGCAGCGAGGGAGAAGUCACACAUACUGAGUUCAGCAGGCAUGAUGAGAGACAAACUGAGAUGAACACAGGAAGAGGACAAGAUGAGGACAAACUACCACGGCCACAAUCAAAAGAGACGAGUACAGUUCACACCAUAUCUUCACAUCUACAAGUGCACACUCCUUCAGAGGCCACACCUGGUCAACAAAAAACAGACUCUGGCUCACACAGCAGUCCAAAAAUACAGGGUCCCUCAGAAUCACAGUCUCCAGUCAACCUGAGCGUUGAACUUAAUCAGCUCGGUGCCACCCCAGCCCAAACUGAGCUUCCAUCCCAGAUUAGGACACAAACAAAACAAAACAGCCAACAGCAAUCACCUUAUUCACCACCUUCCAUCAAUACAGAGCAACAAACCACCACAGUGGGUCACUCAACGCACCACCAGCCAUCCUCCGACCCAGCAGCAGCUUUCUCAUCUCACUCUCUCCUUCAGCAGAACUUCAUCUCUCCCUUGCACAACUCUACCACAGCUGUCGUUCAAAACCACCUGGCUGAAAACUACGAUGAGCCGAAUGUUCACACCACCGCUACACACCCACCUGCCCAGCCUCACUGUCAAUCUCCCGCUUAACCGUGUGAUUAGAUCAGGGUCAUUACUUUCAUGGUUCCGGACAAUACCGCUGAUUUCCUGGCAGCUGAAUCCCUGAAUGACCUGCAGAUGAUGUGAUUUACUCUGUUUGGAUUGAUUAGGGUCUGAUUGACGAGGUUAGAUAAAUCUCUUAAAUGUGUGUUAUUAAUCACAAAUGAAUGAGAUGUUGUGUAAUGACCAAGGUAUGAGGAGGGGAUAUAGUCAAGCACGGUGAGCACUAUGUUGAAAUUAAUGGAAUAGGGUUGAUCAAGUAGGACUCAAUUUGGAUUUAAAACAUAUUAGCAGUUUGUCAUGGUUUCUAAUGUUGUGGUGUAAUCAUGAAAAUACUUUGUAGUACAUUACAGUGUUUUUGUUUUGGUUGUUAUAUUUCUUUCUGCAAGCCAUGUUUAACUUUGAGGACAUGAUUCCUAGUGGUAGCUAUUUGUGAUUGCUUGUGUGACAACAUUGACCCAUCCCCUUCAAGUCAAUUCCUAGAAGUCUGUGAUAGGAGUGUUUAUCUAGCAACAUUUGUUUACUAUACCUUCAUAAACUAAAAAUACUUGUACUGAGAACUUUUCAUUUUAGUCCUGGUUAAAGCUUGCCAUAUUUACUAAACUCUUAAAUGCCAUCUUUAUGACAAAGUGUUUAUUAUUAUAUAUGUUUUGUACUGGUUUUGGUUGUCAAUAAUCCUGGCACUGUAACUGUGAUGAUUAACAGCCAGUGAAUUAGCAACCUUUGGCAACAUUUGGACAAAUUCAUUUGUGGUAAGAUCCAGUGGAAUAUAAUGGGAAUUGCCAGUGUGUGACCACAUACAGCUACUGAGGGUGGUAUGGCUUCACUGCCAAAUAAGGCAUAUCUGUCUGUCCAAUGGGAGUGGUUAGUCUUGUCCCUCCCAAAUGUAGACAGCUGACAUUUUGACAUCCCGCCCCACCUCAGGGCUAACCCAGAGGACUGACACACACACAGCCCCCCAUCCUUUACACAAAUGCACCCCUCCAAGCUCUUGACGCUGCCAAGUCACAUAUUUGGGGCACUGAAGGGAUGAAUAAGCUUAUAAAUGUUUCUGACCUAGUAUCAGUGUUUCUUCAAUCACCCUGUUUUUGUGGAUGAAUUAUUGAUGCUUCUUUAAAACACACAAACACAGGGCUCCUUACAACCAGUUGAACCACUUUUGAUAGAUUGCUGCCACGUAUAAUAUAAACAUGGCAGUAGAAACAAUGUGUUUUUGUUGUGAAGUUUUGUUAAAAGUUUUUGAUUAGUUAUUAAUGUGUUAUAAUGUGUAUAUGUGGUUUGUAAACAUUGCAUAUGUAUAAAGAUUGCG
Cottoperca gobio is the source of this 4099-nucleotide messenger RNA. It is a transcript of the gene dclk3, whose product is annotated as doublecortin-like kinase 3. The transcript has 7 exons. The coding region runs from base 1 to 2781 and encodes 926 amino acids. Lineage: Eukaryota; Metazoa; Chordata; Actinopteri; Perciformes; Bovichtidae. The record is from RefSeq and is a predicted model, not a curated record. Gene Ontology annotation, biological process: protein phosphorylation; intracellular signal transduction. Gene Ontology annotation, molecular function: protein kinase activity; ATP binding.